This is a messenger RNA of Cryptomeria japonica (Japanese cedar), 2163 nucleotides long. RefSeq lists its product as uncharacterized. Lineage: Eukaryota; Viridiplantae; Streptophyta; Pinopsida; Cupressales; Cupressaceae. The coding region runs from base 10 to 2010 and encodes 666 amino acids. The record is from RefSeq and is a predicted model, not a curated record. The transcript is spliced from 2 exons.
GGUUUGAAAAUGGAUUUGAGUGAUAGAAAGAAGUCUGGCAGCGUUAAGGCCCCAUUCAGAGGCACCGAAAAUCUAGAGAUGAGGGAUAUAGGUGUCUCCAAAAUCCUAAUCUGUGGAAAUUAUUUUCCCGACCUUCAUACCUUCAUGCUUUAUGACAUGGACAACUUAUUUGAAGUACAGUUGACAAGAGUAGAGACAUUGAAAUCUCUUGAUGUUACAAACUGUAAACGCCUCGUGAGAUUGUCAGCAACAUCUGAUCUAAGCAAGCUGGUAGAUCUGAAGAUUAGUCAAUGCCCACUGCUUCAGGAAUUCAGUGUUGUAUAUUUCAGCUGCCUGGAAAAAAUUGUAAUUCAGAAUUGCAGCCUUCUGCAAUGCGUGUCAGGAAUAUCAUAUCUUAAGAAGCUGAUAGAAUUGAAUAUUUGUCAAUGUCCAGAGCUUCAAGAGUUAAGUGUUGUACAGUUGAACCACCUGAAAAGAUUUAUAAUUCAUAAUUGUAGGCAUCUGAAGAUUUUGUCAGGAAUUUCUAAUCUUACAAAGCUACUAGAACUGAACAUAAGUAAGUGCCCAGCGCUCCAGCAGUUAAGUGUUUUAAAAUUGAGCAACCUGGAAAAAUGUGUCUUUCAUGAUUGUAGUCAUCUAAAAAUUGUGUCAGGAAUAUCUCAUCUUACAAAGCUAGUGGAGCUGGAUAUUAGUCAGUGCCCAGAGCUCCAGGAACUAAGUGAUCUCCAAUCGAGAAAUCUGGAAAAAAUUAUACUUUGUAAUUGUAAAAUCAAGUCAACAAUAUCUCAUCUCACAAAGCUCGUAGAGUUGGAGAUUUGUGAAAGUCCGGUGAUUGGGCGGUUGUGUCUAGCAGAUCUGAACAGUCUGAAGAGAAUUAGAGUUGAUGAUAAUGUGAAGCUGACAUAUUUUGAAUUGGCUGGUUGUGAAAAUUUGAAAACAAUAUCAGGAAUGCUUAAUCUUGAAAAUCUUGAAACAUCAAACAUCAGCAUUACUGGCUGUCCGGAGCUUAAGGAGUUGCCAGUUCUUCGAGGUCCAAGUUGCCUCGAGAUGAUUACAAUAGAUGGAUGUAGACAGCUCCAUCGUCUUCAUUUGUCCCAAUUUAAAAAUUUGAAAAGAGUGACAGGUAAAUUUGAUCUGGCAGAGUUGUUCAUAUCAGAUUGUCCGGAGCUCGAAGAGCUGCCCUGUUUUGCACGUCUAACAUUGCUUAAGGAGAUUACCAUUGUCAACUGUGGUAAGCUGUAUAGCAUUACUUUGCCUAUAACACUUGUGGAACUCAGAUUAGAGAGCUGCAGACAACUGGAAUUUGUGGCAGCGAUUUGUGAUGACAGUGAAUGUCCGGAGGUUGGGCUGUUGCCAUGUGUUGCCCGAGUGAGCUGCCUGCAGUGGAUUACAAUUCAGAGUUGUGAGAAGCUACAGACAAUACAAGGCAUUCAUGAGCUAUAUUCUUUGAAAAGUAUGGGACUUUCAUAUUGCAGCAAUGUAGCAAUACAGAACUGCAUUCCCAUGUUGAAGCGGGUCCCGUCAGAAGUCCUCAUAUUUAUUGGAAAAGCAGCAGAUGAAGCCUACUCAACUUUAAGCCCGCAUCUCUUUUCUGAUGCUGAUUCAGUCAUUGCAGAAAUCAAUACUCAGGGCAGAGAUGAACAGGAAGAAAUUAGAACUCAGGGCAGCGAUGAACACGAAUCAAUAUGGGAAUUGAAUACAGUCAUCGUAUGCGCUUUGGUUAUGAUUAAUGGUUGUACCCAAAUCAAGAUGAUAAAUAAAUCCCUCGAAGACUGUUAUUGCAAUCAUUUGUGGCCAUGCAACGUGCAACAAGGAGAUUGUAUAAUUACCAUGGUAAUGACUGAUCAACAUAAAAUGAACUGUUUCAAUGAUCAUCGUCAAUUUGAAGAUGUUCUGGUGAAGCAUGGAAUAAUGAAGAAAGCAUAUAAGGUGGUCGUAAACAAAGGUGAAGAGCGGAUAAUUCAGCCUGUACUACAUACAAUUGUUAAUAAGCUAUACCAGAAACAAUAGGGCAAGUAUGUAGAAGACCUGUGUAAGAAGAUUAUCACCAUGAGAUUAUGGGAGGGUUUUAUGAAAGUUUCUAAAUGCAAUUGUGACGAUUUGUAUGCUUUUUAAUUGUCAAAAUAGUAAAAGCAUGGAAAAAGGGGAAAAUUCAUGUUGAAA